Molecule: messenger RNA, 1590 nt
Organism: Alternaria arborescens
Lineage: Eukaryota; Fungi; Ascomycota; Dothideomycetes; Pleosporales; Pleosporaceae
Exons: 7
Coding region: 1-1590 (529 amino acids)
Source: RefSeq, a predicted model, not a curated record
AUGUCAACCACAUCGAGAACCGCCCUUACUGGCGGCAACAGCGCUGACUCGCUCGACGAUGCGGAAAAGGGCAUGUACGAUGGUACGUUGGAGUUGACGGCACCAGGCUUCGUGUACAUGGAGCAAAAAAAGCCGAUACACAUUGUUACAUCGUUACUGCCCGCUUCUCCCGUCCACCAAGGCAUAACACCAUGCACGAGUGUACCGGAACUGUCAUUGUCUCUGCCAUUAGGACGAAAACCUACCGAUGCCGCUGAACUAGACACUACUGUGAAGAAGCCAGCUGGGGAGAAACCUCAAAAGCCAAAAAUCAGCCGAUGGAUCCUGUUCGAUCUUUGGUUCAACACAUACAGAAAGUUCUUCACAUUCGUCACCUUGCUCAACCUCACGGGAAUCAUCUUGUCCGCCUGCGGUCGCUUCAAGUACGCCGAGGAACACCUCGGUGCUUUGGUGCUAGGCAAUCUCCUUUGUGCUAUUCUGAUGAGGAAUGAACUAUGGAUGCGCUUCUUAUACUUGGUCGCCAUAUAUGGGCUGGGAUGGGCACCUGUAUGCGUCAAGCUCGCUGCGACAUCUGUUCUACAACAUGUUGGAGGCAUACAUUCUGGAUGCGCGUUGUCUGGUGCUGCCUGGCUCGUCUACAAGUGUGUCGACAUCAUUCGAUAUCGUGCCGUACAACAUCCUGCCGUGAUUGCAAGCGGGAUCAUCACCAACUUUUUCAUCAUCGUCUCGGUGUUGAGUGCCUUUCCUUGGGUCCGCAACACCUAUCACAACGUGUUCGAGAAGCACCACCGAUUUGUUGGAUGGCUAGGCCUCGCAAUGACGUGGGUGUUUGUUAUCAUGGGCAAUACCUACGACAUCAAGCGCGGCGAGUGGAGGACCACCGCUCACAGUCUACUCAGUGCACAAGAGCUCUGGUUCGCUGUCUUCAUGACAAUCUUUGUCCUCAUCCCAUGGGUUACCCUUAGGGAGGUACCAGUCGAAGUUGAGAUCCCUUCACCUAAGGUUGCUGUCCUCAAAUUCGAGCGCGGCAUGCAGCAAGGCCUCUUAGGACGAAUCAGCCGCACAUCCAUUAUGGAGUACCACGCCUUUGGUAUCAUCAGCGAGGGACGCGAUGCCACCCACCAUUACAUGAUCUGCGGUGUUCAAGGAGACUUCACAAAGAACCUCGUCGCCAACCCGCCGAAGACUGUUUGGACGCGAGAGCUUAAGUUUGCUGGCGUAGGUCACGCCUCCGCAAUGUUCAAGCGCGGCAUUCGCAUAUGCACCGGUACUGGCAUCGGUGCUGCACUCUCCACUUGCAUCCAAUCACCUAACUGGUUUCUCAUCUGGAUCGGUUCCGAUCAAGAGCGCACUUUCGGUCCUACAGUCACAGGCCUCAUUCACAAGCACAUUGAGCCCGAGCGCAUGAUUCUCUGGGACAGCAAGAAGAGAGGUGGACGCCCUGAUACAAUGGAGCUACUAAGAGAUACGUGGAAAAGGUUCGGCGCGGAAGUCAUCUUCAUCACGAGUAACAGCCAGGGCAACGAUGAGAUGAUGCAGGGGUGUGCUAAGGAGGGUAUGCACGCUUUCGGUACCCUUUGGGACUUUUAG